Molecule: messenger RNA, 381 nt
Organism: Solanum verrucosum
Lineage: Eukaryota; Viridiplantae; Streptophyta; Magnoliopsida; Solanales; Solanaceae
Exons: 2
Coding region: 1-381 (126 amino acids)
Source: RefSeq, a predicted model, not a curated record
AUGUCCUGGGCAGCUUUGGGUAUUCCCAAUAUAAGAACUAUUAUCCAAGCAUACUAUCAAGCUGCCAGAGGAGAAAAGAAGAAAAGAAUAUUCGGUCUUGGAUCUGAAGCAAAAACUUACUAUGGGCAGAAUCUUUGUGCCUCAUCAUCUAUAGCACCUUCAGUUUCUCAAUCAACAUCAACAAGAAAUAUGGAUGUGUUUGUGAAGGAAAUGAUUCAUGCCCUUACUAAUCAUUUUCUUUCGAUUAUUAUGGAGCGGGUACAACAAGUGGUUAAUCCCAUUGACAAUCCAUCACUUGUGACACCCAUGAUGCCUCCUCCUGCUACUACUAAUGAGGACGAGGUUGAUUCCUUAAUUUCAAGUGAUGAGGGUAUCCCUUAA